GCCUUUGGCUACUUCAGGUUCUCCUCUCCACUGUCAACCCACCCGCGUAGUUCGAAACAGCUUGGUGGAAAUGGCGGCGAGACAAAAGUCGUUAAAACACCGACAGGAAAAUAUAAAUACCACGUUUGAGUCCAGUAUAGACUCCACCGCCGUCGAAGAAAAGUUGUUUGGCCAAGCAGAGGAGGACGAGGACGGUGACGGUGACGACGACGGACCUGUGGUCUUUAUCUGCGGGAAGUGCAAGUUGCCUGUUGGGGAUUCAAUGUCCUGGGAUGGAAGUGAAGACUGCCAAAACCAAAUACGACUGAAGCGGGUCACUGACAACGUCGUGGUUGGAGAGGAUUCUCGCCUGCAUGAAGCAAGCAAACGAUCUCUCUGUCUGAUCGUGGAUCUAUUCUGUCGAGGCUGCAACUCGGUGCUUGGUAUGGUUUACGCUUCCACGCCUAAGAACCUGGAUCACAAGAGAUUUGCAUUCUGUCUCAACGUAGCAGACAUUGAGAGUUAUGUGCUUGGCUCUGCAAGCCAGAUGUUGGCAGCAGAGGGCCCCAAAGAGCAGCCAGUCACACUGGAGUACAGAGGCAUUGUUGAACAACAGUUGACAGAGAUGAAAAUGCUGGUCAUGUCCAUGGCACAGAGGCUGGAAGAGAUUGAUGCUGGCCUUCAGGAGGAAUGCGUUGUGGCAUGACGAUGAAGAACAUCACCUUGUCUGGGUGGGUGCUUUGUCCAGGUGUUGAACGCGACUUCUCGCCCGUACAUUUUACAUUAAUGUUUCCUCCUCUAAGUUUCAUCUCAACCACAUUCCCUCAGCCACAUGUUUUGGUCAAGCCUCACCUUGCGCACACACACACACACACACACACAC
Molecule: messenger RNA, 862 nt
Organism: Etheostoma spectabile (orangethroat darter)
Lineage: Eukaryota; Metazoa; Chordata; Actinopteri; Perciformes; Percidae
Gene: mis18a
Product: MIS18 kinetochore protein A
Exons: 5
Coding region: 71-685 (204 amino acids)
Biological process (GO): CENP-A containing chromatin assembly; chromosome segregation
Cellular component (GO): chromatin; chromosome, centromeric region; nucleus
Source: RefSeq, a predicted model, not a curated record